Molecule: messenger RNA, 1142 nt
Organism: Zingiber officinale
Lineage: Eukaryota; Viridiplantae; Streptophyta; Magnoliopsida; Zingiberales; Zingiberaceae
Exons: 3
Coding region: 623-946 (107 amino acids)
Source: RefSeq, a predicted model, not a curated record
UGGUAUGUUUUUGAUCUGGCAGAUAUGCUGACCAAAUUCGAGACGAAGAGCAACCGGGUGAAGGGUGUGAGCUUCCACAGCAGACGUCCCUGGGUCCUUGCAAGCUUUCACAGUGGCGUUAUCUAGCUAUGAGAUUACCGCAUGGGCACUCUCAUCGACCGCUUCGAUGAGCACCGGUACUAUGUAGUCUUGAAGACCAAAUUUAACGGGCCAGACGGUUAGUAAUAAUGGGCAUUAAAAGUGAUGCGCUGUGCUUUUGUCCUCCUCCGGCCCACGGCCGUCCCUCUUCCUCCUCCGUCGCCCUCAAACACUCACAGCGCUUCUGCUCACACUACUCGCUUUCUGCGAUACGGCGCAAGCUCUUUCUUUCAUCCGUCCUUCGCCACUUCCAAACCCUAGCCGCUCCUCCUACCAACGUCUCCGGCAGCCGCCCAUACUCCACAACCUUAUUUAUUAGUCGAUUCGGUUCCCACGACCGCGAUUAUGGUCUAAGUGCUACUCCUCGGUAGCUUCCCAAUCUCACUUCUUCCAAGAUGAGAAGCAGGGUUACUUCCCUUCGAGAUACUCCGAGGAUGCGAAGAAAGGAAGAUUGGUCACCGUUAAUGCCUAUUUUCUAUCUACCAUGUCUAUUUCUCGAUUCAGUAUUGUUGAUUUGAAAAGCUUGAGGGCGCAGAAUGCGUUCAAUCUCAUUUCUCUGGCUUCUCGUGUCAGUGACUGUGUCAUUCUUAGAUUCUACGACAAUAACUUCAAGUUCAAGAGUGAUCCUCAGGAGAUGACUAUAAGAUUAAGGUAUGGAAUUAUAAGACACUGGUGCUUCUCCUUGGUCAUCUUGAUUACAGUCGCACUGUGCAGUUCCAUGAUGAACAUCCAUGGAUUGUUAGCGCAAGUGAUGACCAAACUAUUAGGAUAUGGAAUUGGCAAUCUCAGACCUGCAUAUCUUUAUUGACAGGGAACAACCACUAUGUGAUGUGUGCCUCAUUUUAUCCAUCAUCGCUACUAAAGUCCUUCCUCAUCUUUGACAGUUUCAUCUUCUUGAUCUCUUGAUUGCAAGUAUUAAUUGAUUGAUGCAUGCAAUGUGUUUGAUGAAUUUUCUCAAACACUAUCCUGAGUUGAUUUUAUCAUUUUUGUUUGCUAGAUUGAGG